This is a messenger RNA of Ostreobium quekettii, 796 nucleotides long. The record is from the annotation of a GenBank genome assembly. Lineage: Eukaryota; Viridiplantae; Chlorophyta; Ulvophyceae; Bryopsidales; Ostreobiaceae.
GCAUCGAGAGAAACCACAAAGGCCACUCUUUGUGUGGGCCUUGGAUGUAGGAAAGCAAGGGGUGUCCGCCCUCGCCUGCCACUUUGCAAAUUUGACCAUAUCUCUGUUGGUGUCAAUGGACAACACAGAGACGUCGCAAUGUAGCUUUUACUUUGCUAUUUAUAACAUCGACCAAGCUCUGGGGACCACAACCACGAUCAUCAUCCACAAGACGCUUGUGGGGAUUGCAAAGAAGGCAAGGAGGGACAGGCGGAGGUCAGAGGACCAUGAACUUGAUGAGGGCAUCAGUGGAAAGCGGUGGGGCGUGUUGGAAGCUAUAUCCCUAUGUGGCUUUUAUGGUGAACCACCAAGCUUGAGGAGGUGGGGCAUCCAAGUGUCAGAGUGGGUGGGUGCUGUGCUACUGGCAAGGUGUGUCUCAGGUUCUUUCGACCUGCUAAUGAAAGACGUUCUUUUGGUGCACGUGGCUCGGGCUGUGGACGGCAGAUUCGAUGGCCACCCCCGGGCACUGCUGUUCUUCGUCAUGGUGUUCUACCCAUUGCUGGUGAACAUAACCAUGGCAUGCAUUGUUGAUGGCGUUUUGAAGCGCAAGAAAAAGUGGCAUCGCCUCGGAAACACAUUGCAUGGAGAGGAGGCGCCCCUAAUCAGUGGGGUGAGCAGCCCAGACGAUGGCCAUCGAGACUGCGAGCUAUCCAUUUGCUCUGAUCUGCUUAGAUAUGAAAGUGACAGCGUAGGAAGUCCGCACCAUUAUGCAGCUGGCAAGCUGGGGCCGUCUUCACCUUCUGGUGUUGCCCAAUGA